AUGCCAGCCAGCGUGGAGGGGAGGAGGGGCGAGGGCCAGCAGACAGGGCCGGGCAGCGGGCCGGGACCCAAAGGGAAGAGUGGGGAGCGACGGGGGAGGACAAGUGCAGGGUGCAUGGCCGGGGGGGGAGAUGGAGAGGAAGAGGAACGCGAGAAGGGAAGGGCAAAAAGGCGUGCAGCGGCAACAGAAGAGGACCUGGGAGGGGACCAGAGCAAGCCAGAGACGGAGAGGGGAGGGGAGGGGGGGGGAGAGACGGAAGAGAACACGGGUGAGCGGGAAAACAAAAGGAGGGAUGGGAAAGCAACCAUAAAGCGGAAAACGCAAGGGUGGAGGAACAGAGCGGAUGAGGGAAGAGGGAAAAGAGAAGAUGGCGGACAAAAGGCAGGCAAAGGAAGAAGGGAGCCUAGAAAAGCCGAGAAGUGGGGAGAGGUGGGAUGGAAGCAAAAAAGCGAAAAGGGAAGCAAGCGGGGAGGAGAGAACCCACAAGAAACGUGGACGGCCAAAGGGAAAGAACACGAGAUAACGGGAAGAAAAGGAGGCGGGCCAGGAGGGGUCAAGAGCGGCCCAGAGAAAGCAGGGGACGAGCCAAGACAGGCCGAAGAGGGGCGAAAGAAUGCAGUGGGACCAAGGGGGGAGGAAGUAAGGAGGAAGAAUGAAAGAACGGGGAAGGGAAAGGAAGGUGGCGUGGAGGAGUGGGCUACCGGAACAAAAGGAAAGAGAAGAGAACCGCAAAAGGGGGCAGAACAACUGGGAGCCGGAGCGCGGCACCAGAAAGCCGGGCCAGGAACACGCAGCCGCCGGAAAGGGAGGAAACCGGAAGGAAGCGCGCACAAGGAGGCGCACCCCAACAGGGCCGAGAAAGUGGAGAACAGGAGGGGCAGGCCCACAGCGGCGCAAGCUGCGGAAAGUGACGGAAGGGGAGGCACCAGGCAAAGGGAGCGAGCCAAAGGCCAACAGCAUAGCGGCGCACGUGCGGAGGGCACAGACGGGAGGCCGGGCGCCGCGGGAGCAAGAUGCGUGAAGGACUAA
Messenger RNA from Ipomoea nil (Japanese morning glory), 1029 nucleotides. Its product is annotated as collagen alpha-1(I) chain-like. The transcript has 2 exons. Bases 1 to 1029 code for a protein of 342 amino acids. The record is from RefSeq and is a predicted model, not a curated record. Lineage: Eukaryota; Viridiplantae; Streptophyta; Magnoliopsida; Solanales; Convolvulaceae.